Messenger RNA from Paracoccidioides lutzii Pb01, 1953 nucleotides. RefSeq lists its product as hypothetical. Gene Ontology annotation, molecular function: protein binding. The record is from RefSeq and is a predicted model, not a curated record. Gene Ontology annotation, cellular component: nucleus. The transcript has a single exon. Bases 1 to 1953 code for a protein of 650 amino acids.
AUGUCUGUCCAAAUCAACAGCUUCAACAGCUACGACAUUGACAAGACGAAGAACAAAAGUGCCGGCAUCGCCCUCCUUAAACAGCGUGAGGAUGCCACCGCUUUACUUUACGCAGACCCCCACAACCCCAUGAGACAUCUUCAGCGUGGCACGGUGCAUUUUGAGCUUGGAUACCCCGAUCUUGCAGCUGCUGAUGCAUAUCGUGCGCUGACUUUGUUUGAGGCUGUGAUUGAUCCGGAUUCUAGCGAGUACAAGGCACAUAAAAGGGUGGGGUUGGAUUCCGUGGAUUCGAUUGGUUCCCUUGGGUUUGUGGAUGGGGUUGCGAGCAGGCAUAUUCGAGAUGCUGAGAAGAGCAGUGGUAAUGAUCAUGGCAAUUCUGAAGACGGUGAUGAAGAAGAUGAAGAGGAGGUCUGUUUUGAACCCGUUUCUCAAGACGAAUAUACGGAGCAUAUAUGGCAGGUGUACAUCUUGCUCGUGAAAAGCCUUGUUCAGUGUGGUUGUAUGAGAGAUGCAUAUCAUUUCUGCAUACAAGCUAUGAACCUGUCCGGCGUUGACUUUAAAUGCAGCUUCGAUGAGUUAGAAGAGCAGCUGAAUACCAUCAAACGCUCGUGUGUGGCAUCCCUGCGGUCCCGGAAGCGGAGAGAGAGACGGGUGCUUAGUUCUGCUAUUGAAGACCAAGAACAAGAAACCGAUGACGAGCUGCUGGCAGAAUUUGAGCCUGCGCAUCUCGACGGUCAGGGGUUUGCGAGGAGGGUUUUGUAUCCCUGGAACACACACGAGCCAGACCGCCACGCGCCUGAGACUUUGCAGCUGCUGAAUGAAAGGCUUAAGAAAGUGGCUCCCAAAUGCGAAGUGCGCUCCAUCGCCCUGCCUGCACUAUAUGAUAGUACCACAGACAGCACAGCAGCUGGUAAAGGGGGAGAAGGAGAAAAAACUUCCGUCCAACUCGGUUUAGUAGCAACUCAAAACAUCGCGCCUGGAGAGACUUUCCUCCACGAGUCAUCCUUCCUAACCGCGACGAAUCGCCUACAUGACGACCUGUGCGAUGCUUGCAACGGACCAAUCCCGGAUCUCUCCGCCGCAGACCCCUCCGUCGCCUGCGAGAAUUGCCAAGAUACCGUAUUUUGCAGCCAGGAGUGUCACGAUCUCGCUCAGAGUAUCUACCACCCAGCCGAGUGUGGGAAAGAGGGCCUCGAGGCCAUUGGAAAGGACAUCCAGGACCCGAAAGAUAAGGCCGAUUACUUAUAUCUUCUCCUGCUACGCCGCGCCAUCGCCAUGGUGGCCACGCAGCGCAUACAUCCACUAGACUUGCAGGAGGUAAAGUACAUCUGGGGCGAUUUCUACCCGCUCGAUGAUGGGUUGCUCCCACCACCUCCACCGCCUCCACCUCCUCUUCUUCCUCCAUCAUCACCAUCACCUCUCCAAUCCUCCCAACCCCCUUCGGCAACCCUCCCCUUCUCCUUCCACCUAACAAUCCUCCAACCCACCCGCCUCCUCGAAGAAAUGGGGCUGGAUCCCUUCACCACCCUCCCCCUCUACGACACCUGGAUCCUAAACACCCUCUACGCCAAAUUCCGCGGUACGGCCUCAGGCCGCCUGUCAACCUGGGAUGGGGGCCCGGAAGUCUGCGCCGUGCACCCGCUCUGGUGUCUGGCGAACCAUUCCUGUGAUCCGAAUGUGCGUUGGGAAUGGGGUGGGAAGAUUACGUUUACAGCUAGGGGGGAAGAGGAGAGGGUUAGAUGGGGGGGUAGGGGUGGAGAGGUUGAGGUAGGAAGCGGCAGGGGGAGGGGGAUUAGGAAGGGGGAAGAGAUUUUAAAUUAUUAUUGUGAUGUGGGGUUGGGGGUGAGGGAGAGGAGGGAGUGGGCAAGGGGGGCGUUGGGGGGUACGUGUCUGUGUGAGAGGUGUAUGUGGGAGGAGAGAGACGAGAGAGGUGAAGGGGUUCUGAAGAACUGA